GAGUGUUUAUAAGAGUGAUAAAGUAGCAGCAAAACCCAAACCACACAGUGCUGAUUUAGAUUUUCUUUUCGAUUACUCCUCGAAAAAUGCACCUUUCUGUGGUGGAAUCAACAAAACCAGUAAAAGGUUAAAUGUUUAAAGAAGAUCUGAAGAUCGAGAAUUGAUAAGAGAGUGAGAAAAGAGCUUUUUGCAAAUAUAGCAAAAUCAGUGUUCUUGAAUCUGUAUUUUCACUUAAUUAGCCUAAUUUUGUCACCAUCUCCAUUGAAGUCCCUCCUUAAACUUUUCUGAUCUGCACACACAAACACGCGCAGAAGCUCUUUUCGAGCUUUAAUUUUGUGAGAAAGGCAUGAGGUCUUCACUUUUCUUUCUCGGUUUCUUAUUCCUCUCUAUGACUUGGGUUUUUCAGUUUCAAGCUCAUGCUGCACCUGCUGGGCCAUUGAUAAAACACCUUUCCUCUCUUCUCAAAUGGACUAGGUCUUCCUCCAAAGCACCCCAGCAAGCAGAUGGAAAUGUGCUUCAAUUUGAAGAUGGCUAUCUAGUAGAAACUGUUGUUCAAGGGAAUGAACUUGGGGUUAUACCAUACACUAUUCGUGUCUCGCAAGAUGGAGAGCUAUUCGCUGUGGAUGCUGAGAACAGCAACGUUGUUCGAAUUACUCCUCCACUUUCCCAAUAUAGUAGGGCAAGAUUGGUUGCAGGAUCAUUUCAGGGUCACACUGGGCAUGUGGAUGGAAAACCAAGUGAUGCUCGUUUUAAUCAUCCAAAGGGGGUUACCAUGGAUGAUAAAGGGAAUGUUUAUGUUGCUGAUACAUCAAAUCUUGCCAUUAGAAAGAUAGGAGAAGCAGGAGUGACAACCAUUGCGGGAGGAAAAUCAAAUGUUGUGGGAUACCGGGAUGGGCCAAGUGAGGAUGCAAAGUUCUCAAGUGACUUUGAUGUGAUAUAUGUGAAGGCAACCUGUUCACUAUUAGUUAUUGACAGAGGCAAUGCUGCUCUUCGUCAAAUCUCUCUCGACAAGGAAGAUUGUAAUUACCAGUAUAGCUCUACAUCUGCCACAGAUCUUCUUGUGGUCGCUGGUGCUAUUUUGAUAGGGUAUGCGACGUGCAUGCUUCAGCAGGGAUUUGGUUCCUCUUUUUUCUCCAAAAUGCAAGGGCAAAAUGGAUAUGUACUUCCGGAACAACCAGUGAGCAAGGAGAAACCCACUCCUAUUGCAGUGGCCGUUAAAGAUGAACAAGAAGCUGGAUGGCCGUCAUUUGGACAGCUCGUCUGGGAUCUAUCCAAGUUUGCAAUGGAAGCAGUAGGUGGUAUCUUUCUUCAAUUCAUUCCCUUGCGCUUCAGAGGGAAGAGUUCCAAAGGUGGCCUUACUCCACUGAAAGAUUCUCUUGUCAUGCAUGAAGAUGAAUCCGAGCCUUCGUUAUCUCAAAAGCAGAGAACUCCAACUCCCCUAUCUGAAACAAGGCAGACCCUCGAGCCAUCUUCUGCUGAUAGAUUUACUGAAGUAAAACUACCUAAGAUUAGGUCAAGCAGUUUUAAAGAUCCCCACGAACCAUCUUCUGCUGAUAGAUUUACUGAAGUAAAACAACAUAAGAUUAGGUCGAGCAGUUUUAAAGAUCCUUCUUUGUCCAGCAAGCACAGAUCUUCUAGACGACAAGAAUAUGCUGAAUUUUAUGGAUCGGGUGAGGUUCCUCCAUACGGGCAGGUCAGGCCGAAGAGUCAGAAAGAGAGAACAAAGCAUCGUGUGCGAGAGAAAAAUGGAGAUGCAAAUUUUGUGGCAUCAAGUGUGGAGCCAAAACCUGUUGAAACCAGGGCAGCCAACUAUGAGAGUACAAACUAUGAUGCUUACAAUUUCAGGAGCAAGUAUGGAGAUUCGUAUCGGUAUGAUUAAGUUGCAGUGUUUUAGGCAGUUGAAUCAUUGGCUUCAGACAAAAUCUGUUUUACCAAAACGUCUGAAUGUCAUAAAAGUAACUUAAAAGUACCUGUUUUUGAUAUUCUAUCACAAAACAAAAUGUACAUCAUGUUUGAGAUGUAUGCUCAUGAUUUCUUGAUGUUCUUGUUUCUGGUA
Messenger RNA from Olea europaea var. sylvestris, 2056 nucleotides. RefSeq lists its product as uncharacterized. The transcript has 7 exons. Gene Ontology annotation, molecular function: protein binding. The coding region runs from base 347 to 1879 and encodes 510 amino acids. NCBI's taxonomy places the organism in Eukaryota, Viridiplantae, Streptophyta, Magnoliopsida, Lamiales, Oleaceae. The record is from RefSeq and is a predicted model, not a curated record.